AUGCAGAUUUUCGUCAAGACUUUGACUGGCAAGACCAUCACCCUCGAGGUCGAGUCGUCGGACACCAUCGACAAUGUUAAGCAAAAGAUUCAGGACAAGGAGGGCAUUCCCCCCGACCAGCAGCGCUUGAUUUUCGCCGGCAAGCAGUUGGAGGAUGGUCGCACCCUUUCCGACUACAACAUCCAGAAGGAGUCCACUCUCCACCUUGUCCUCCGCCUUCGCGGUGGUAUGCAAAUCUUCGUCAAGACUCUCACCGGCAAGACCAUCACCCUUGAGGUGGAAUCGUCCGACACCAUCGACAAUGUCAAGCAAAAGAUCCAAGACAAGGAGGGUAUUCCUCCCGAUCAGCAGCGUCUCAUUUUCGCCGGCAAGCAGCUUGAAGACGGCCGCACCCUGAGCGACUACAACAUCCAGAAGGAGUCUACCCUCCAUCUCGUUCUUCGUCUGCGUGGUGGUAUGCAGAUCUUCGUCAAGACUCUUACCGGCAAGACGAUUACUCUCGAGGUUGAGUCUUCCGACACCAUCGACAACGUGAAGCAAAAGAUUCAGGACAAGGAGGGUAUCCCACCUGAUCAGCAGCGUCUCAUCUUCGCUGGAAAGCAGCUCGAGGAUGGUCGCACUCUUUCCGACUACAACAUUCAGAAGGAAAGCACCCUGCACUUGGUCCUCCGUCUCCGUGGUGGUAUGCAGAUUUUCGUCAAGACCUUGACGGGCAAGACGAUUACGCUGGAAGUCGAGUCCUCGGAUACGAUUGACAACGUGAAGCAAAAGAUCCAGGAUAAGGAGGGUAUCCCGCCUGACCAGCAGCGCCUGAUCUUUGCUGGUAAGCAGUUGGAGGAUGGCCGCACGCUCUCGGAUUACAACAUCCAGAAGGAAAGCACUCUUCACUUGGUCCUGCGUCUCCGUGGCGGCCAGUAA
This is a messenger RNA of Neurospora tetraspora, 918 nucleotides long. RefSeq lists its product as uncharacterized. The transcript is spliced from 2 exons. Lineage: Eukaryota; Fungi; Ascomycota; Sordariomycetes; Sordariales; Sordariaceae. Gene Ontology annotation, biological process: modification-dependent protein catabolic process; protein ubiquitination. Gene Ontology annotation, molecular function: protein tag activity; ubiquitin protein ligase binding. Bases 1 to 918 code for a protein of 305 amino acids. Gene Ontology annotation, cellular component: nucleus; cytoplasm. The record is from RefSeq and is a predicted model, not a curated record.